Lagopus leucura (white-tailed ptarmigan) is the source of this 2045-nucleotide messenger RNA. RefSeq names its product nuclear transport factor 2 like export factor 2 (gene NXT2). The record is from RefSeq and is a predicted model, not a curated record. The transcript has 6 exons. Gene Ontology annotation, biological process: protein import into nucleus. NCBI's taxonomy places the organism in Eukaryota, Metazoa, Chordata, Aves, Galliformes, Phasianidae. Bases 763 to 1104 code for a protein of 113 amino acids. Gene Ontology annotation, cellular component: nuclear pore central transport channel.
GUCCCCGUUCCUGCAGGCGUUCCCCCACCGAGGUCCCGUUAGUGCUGAGCGCUGUGCCGGUCGGUCCCGUCAGGAUCGUCCUUUCCCUUGGCGCUGAGAUCACGUCCGUGGUCGGAUGCCCGCACUGCUCCCAGCGCUGCUCUGAGCUCUCAGCCGGCAGCUCUAACCAGUGCUCGACACCGGCUCCCGCCACGCGCUUGUUAUGUUUUUUGGAUGAGUUCCUCGGUGUUUUCUGCCUCUUGGAUGUGGGAACCAGUACUUUCUGGAACCUCCAGUAACAGACUGGGAGCUGGCGUGCCAAAUCUGGUGCUUGCUUUGCUGAUGGCAAGUGCCUCAUUAUUUGUACUUCUCCAUUCUUUCCCAAUGAGAAAACGAUUAAAAGAAGAAUUGUGGGGCUUCUAUUUGGUGUAUGGAUUCUACUUCUCGGUCAUCCACCUGUGGGCUCCCUUGGCAGAGACUGAAUAGGCCAUCUCUGGAUCAGUUGUAAAGGGAAAUGAAGAUCCCCUCUUCGUGUCUCUUGAUCUUCACUGGACUAGAAGAACCUGUCAUUCUGAAAUGUGGAGGAUACAGCUGUGAGCUGGUGCUACACUGCAAAGUGAUACAAUAUACUGCUGAAGCCAUUGUCAGAAUUUCAGUCUGAAAUUUUGAGAUAUAAGGACAAGUGCAAAGAGAACUACCUGACAAGUCUGAAAGGAUUUCAAAACCUAUGUGGAUCAAGCCUGCAGAGCUGCAGAAGAAUUUGUCAACAUUUAUUAUGAGACUAUGGAUAAAAGAAGAAGGGCUCUGACCAGGCUGUAUUUGGACAAAGCAACAUUAAUUUGGAAUGGAAACGCAGUCUCUGGACAAGAGGCACUGAAUGAGUUUUUUGAAAUGUUGCCAUCCAGUGAAUUCCAGGUUAAUGUGUUGGACUGCCAGCCUGUUCAUGAGCAAGCUACUCAAAGCCAGACAACAGUCCUCGUGGUGACUUGUGGGACAGUAAAAUUUGAUGGCAACAAGCAGCGCUACUUCAACCAGAACUUCUUGCUGACAGCACAGGCCACAUCCAACAGCACGGUGUGGAAGAUCGCGAGUGACUGUUUCCGCUUUCAGGACUGGGCCAACUAGCGAGGAGCAGUGCGGGAAGCGACCUCUCAUUGCACGGCAUGAAGCUGGCUGUUCAGCUGGCCGCCCUGACUGCGGGCUGCGCUCAGUCUUCGUGUUGCAUCUGUCGUUAUGGAAGGUCUGCGGAUGUCUCAGGCUCAAUCCCAGUGGCCGUUGGCUUUAAUAAUAAACGAUCUGAAAAUGUAACGGGUUGCUCAUGUUAGUUGAAGGUAAUGAAAUGCCGAAGGAGUCAAACCUAAGGAAAUGCUGAAGGUAAUGAGCUGUGUUGGAAUCAUUCCUAAAAUGCCUUACGUGCAGCUGUGCUGCCACUUACAGACUUUUUGUAUGUAACGCAGAAACUUUGAACACAAAAUUCUCUUAUUGUAUAGUUCUGACCAAACGUGUAACUGCUUCAAUUUGAACAGGCCUGUUUUUACAGUAGCAUCUUAGCUCUUUUGAAGAAGAUGCCCGCGGCGUGUACAUAGAAUUCUCAGAGCUACCUGCUCCUGGUUGUAAGAGGCUUGUGAGGACUGGCAGUGAUUUCUGCUCUUUGUGAAAGUUGCAAAUACAGCCUGUGAGUGUGUAAUCUCUCAAAUAGUCUGUUGGAAACCUAGUGUUACCUUCACUGAGAUGGAAGGACUGUAUCUUGUCAGGUUUUCUUUUGACUUAAGCAUCUCAGAAUUUGGUGAUUGUUAAUUUAUAUUAGUUCAUAUUUAGGGAAUACUGAAUAACUCAGAACUUCAGUGCCAACAACUCUUGUCAAAUACAUGUGAAGGACUUCAGCCGCAGUUUUUGUUUUGAAGUCUUGUAGUGUAAGAAAUAGGUCAGUAACAUCAUUUCUGUCUGCUCUGUCAGUUCUGUCACUGUGAAGGACGGAAUAUUCUUCCCAUCUAAAGUCUGCAAUUUUUGAAUCCCUGUUAUUUUUUCAGAAAAUAUUGUAAUAAUAAUAAAAAAAAGACACUAAA